AUGUCUAAUUUUCUGGACCAGCUGAUAAUGGAGGAUGUGGCAGCUCAUUGUCCCAAACAAUUCAUGGAAUACCACAAAUGUGUCUCCAAAAACCACGAUGAUCCUUCACAAUGCGUUUACAGACGUAAUGAUCUAUCGAAAUGCAUCAAUGCCAACGUUCCAACAGUCCAACGUGUGAUGAGCCAGUGUGCUGACAUUAUGAAGAAGUACGAAUUAUGCAUCAAGGAAAAUAUGGCCUCGAGAACUAUCAAUGAAAAUUGUUUGGGGAUUCUUGCAGAGCUGCGCAGUUGUGCAGAAGCUCAAAUGCAAAAGGAUGGUACUAGACCAAUCAAUGAGAUGUUCGUUUAUGAAAAAAAAUAG
Messenger RNA from Torulaspora delbrueckii, 360 nucleotides. RefSeq names its product Mix14p (gene MIX14). The record is from RefSeq and is a predicted model, not a curated record. The coding region runs from base 1 to 360 and encodes 119 amino acids. The transcript has a single exon. Lineage: Eukaryota; Fungi; Ascomycota; Saccharomycetes; Saccharomycetales; Saccharomycetaceae.